Molecule: messenger RNA, 4060 nt
Organism: Vollenhovia emeryi
Lineage: Eukaryota; Metazoa; Arthropoda; Insecta; Hymenoptera; Formicidae
Exons: 7
Coding region: 73-1608 (511 amino acids)
Biological process (GO): epidermal growth factor receptor signaling pathway
Molecular function (GO): epidermal growth factor receptor binding; receptor ligand activity
Source: RefSeq, a predicted model, not a curated record
GGCGCUCCAUCUCGCUUCGAUGUGCACGCCCGUUUCCAUCUGAUUUGUGCACGCUCGAGGGACGAGGACGGCAUGACGAGGGAAGAGACGAGACCGAGGAAGGAGCGCGAGGGUAGCGCGCGACCGGCGACGGCGGAUCCACGGGGGAGAAACGGCGGAGAGACACAAAUGCCGAUCGCCGAUGGAAUUUCGGCCGCUGAAUCGACGGCGUCGACCACCCACCACGCACCCCUCGCCGCCGGCAUGCUACGUUUCGUCGAUAGACUUUCAGGGAAGCGGCGGCACGUGCGCCGGAGCUGCUCGGGCCCAGGUGGUGUCGCUCGCGCUGCCGAGGAAGAAACGCAAGAAGGAGAGGUCAACCAUAGAGGAUGCCGCGAGACGGGCGGGGUGUCAAUCGAGGAGAUUAGCUCGUCGUCGGUGGCGAGGAGCAAUGUUCCCCGCGACGACAAUGACGUCGUCGCUAGCCGCUGCCGCUCGCCGUCUUACCUCUGCCAUCAUCACCGUUAUCGUAGCCAUCGUCAUUCGUCGUCGCGUCAACGAUACCACCAUCGAAGGGACAUCGGCGACGGGGGCAGCGACGGCGACGGCGACGAUAACGAUGACGACGACGGCGGCGACGACGAGAGGGACGAGAACGACGAGAACAACGAGUAUGACAAGAAUGACGAGGACGACGACGACGAUGACGACGACGACGACGACGACGAUGAUGAUGACGAUGACGAUGACGAUGAUGCUGAUGCUGAAGAGAAGGAGGACGAUAAGAUAUGUCUCGAACGUCUUCAUCCUCGCCUUCAUCGGUUCUACGAUCGGCGGCCUCGCGGAAGCGGCGACGUUGAUGCCGAUGUCGAGGUCCAUCGAACCGAGACGACGACCGUCCAUCCUCUCGCACGAACCUCGCCUAUCGCGACCAACGCCGUCGCUAACCCCUCUGUCGUCACUGCCAUGGCGAGAGGAUGCAAAAUUCCGCCUUAUCUCGCGACUAUACUACUUCUUUCCUACACGCUCUUGGGUAUAGCAGAUGCCUGCUCGUCGCGUUCUACGCCGAAACCGAGGCCGCCGACGCCGACGGAUCGGCCGAAUAUCACAUUCCACAUGUACAAGUGUCCACCGGAUUACGCAGAGUGGUAUUGCUUGAACGGCGCCACGUGUUUCACCGUAAAAAUUGUCGACUCCGUUCUGUACAACUGUCUAUGCGCCAAUGGAUAUAUCGGGCAAAGAUGCGAGUUUAAAGAUUUGGAUGGUUCCUAUUUACCCUCACGGCAACGAGUAAUGUUGGAGACAGCCAGCAUCGCCGGCGGUGCCACAAUAGCAGUAUUCCUUGUCGUUAUCAUUUGUAUAACGGCUUACAUCCAUUGUAAACGAAAACAGAAGGAAUUACGGUCGAGCAAUAACAGCGUCGACACGGUGGAUGGUCCUGGCCGAGAUCCGGAGCUGAGGCCGUUUAGCAACCGCAGCCGCUCUCUUACGCACCCGGUCUACAUGACCAAGAAUACUACUAACAACUCGGCGACGAUAGAGCAGACGAGAAUGCCGAAGUGGAAUUGUCCAGAAAUGGAGUCGAUGAAGAUGGCAUCCAUCAACGAGAGCAAGCACCCGAGCCAAUAGCGAUAGAACUAUAUGACGCGUCGUCUGUACACAGCGUGUUGCCACGACGAUUCGUUAUCGGCGACGUACUCGAGACGUACGAAUGAUCGUCGAGUGAACUAUUCACUGUACGAAGGUAGUUCGAGAUAUCUCGAGACAGCAGCGGCCUUUAGAAGCCUUUAUUAGCGAACUUGUUGGGAAAUACACCAACUUGUUGGAUUCAGUGAGUGAUGAACCAUCUUAACGGCGAUGAAAGAAGAAAACAAAUGUAAAUGAAGCACAUAAACGAUUUUUCUGAGCUGAGAUGACACGUACCGGCACGACGAUGUCGGCUCUCUUCGAUUAUUAUAUCGUUAUGUCGAGACAUUCCCCGUUAUUGUCGCACUCGUGUCCCCUCCGUUUGAUCGAAGGGACGUUUGAUGCCCGUCGAUUAUCGUGUAUUCCUUCUACAAACGGUUAUCCCGAUGAACGAUUCGCGAGGAAUAGGUCUUUCGUCCAGAAAUCUAGAAACGAAAAGGAACUUUGCAUGAAUAAUGUGACGUUCCAAAACGAAACAUUUCCGUAGAUUCUUCUGUGAAGGUUCGCGACCAUUGAAUGUUGUUUUUAUGCAAACGGUUGUAUAGUAUCGCGUCUCAUCGUCAUCACUCAUUAUCAAUGAAGAAAAAGAGAAAGAAAAAGUAAUACACGCAUCAGUUGGAAAAGUAGUGCCUUUCCACUCUCGUUUGUAAGAAAGCAAAUAGUGGUACAUCUGAUCAAGAAAGAUCAAAUAGGAAAGAGAGAUAGAAAACGAGAAGAAAAGUCGCCCGUCUAUUUCUCUCACUAAAAUUCGCGACGAGUAUCGUCCAAUUCGCUAACCGUGUUACGAGCGCAGGACGCUGAUACACGCUAGUGACGAAAUCUUCUUGUAAAACACAAAAUCAAUAGCCGUAAAGCGCUGAUAGUAGACAAGGUAAAACCUUUGAUCCUUGGUACGUAUGAUAUCCACACUCGAUUCUAACUUUGUUACUCAUGAAGGACAUUAAUCUGAUAUAUCUCCGGAUAUAUAUAAAGGUGAUAAAUAUAAAUGCAUCUUAUGAGAUAUCUCAUGUUCUCGUGUCGCAGAGGUUUAAUACAUUGUGAGUAGAUCUAAUUUACAUUAUCCUUUCACCGAACUCUUCCAAAGAAUGUAGGCGAACGCGCACCAUUGAACGUACCAUUAGUAUCAAAGGGUUAAUGAACAUAUGUGUCUUAUGUAGAAGUAUCUAAGAUUUAAAUCUAGAUUAAAUCCGAUGUCUUACCAGAAAGCAAUAGUUCCCUAAGCACAUAUGAAGUACAUUUUGCCGCUAAAAAUAGAGAUGCUAUUUAUUACUAAUCGGUUAGAAAGUCUAUUGACGUCAGAUCGCCAUCCGGCGUUGUACUGUUACAUAUUGACAAAUAUUUUCUCAAGACGUUUUGCUCCUGUAACGCGAAAUAUCGUUUACCAAAUCUUAGGCACACAAAAAAAAUGACGUACUUAUAGUGAAUCAGUUUUCGUUUCCACAUCUGUAACCAAGCGGUAAAAAUAAAAAGCGGAAUUUAAAGCGCCGUUAGCUAUUAUUACAAAGUAGAGCAACAAAUAUAGUAGAACAGUAAACCCAAUGACUUUGUAAGCGCAGGGUCAUAAUUUGCUAACUCGGUGAUAGAAAAACUGCAACUAAAUAAUUUAUUUCGUCUAUUUAUACGGGAAAAAAGUUGAAUAUGAAAUUCAAAGAAUUUCUAGCACUUUUCGUCCUAUUUAUCUCGAUAUCAGAACAAUGAAAUGAAUACUGAAUGAUAUACGCAUUUAUCAUUUUAGAUAUUAAUUCCGAUUAUCGUUUCUCAUUAGCAUUCGUCUCAUACGUAAUAUAAAGGAGUAACCUGCCGGCAUUGUUAAAUUAUUUAGUAAACUCAAGUAAACUGCUAUAUCGUCUAAUAUUAAAUUAUAUAUUGAUCAUGCAUCGUUAUUUCAUACAUCUCUUGUUUCGUUAUUUAUUUAUUUAGAUAGAAAGGCUUGGUCUCCAAUCUCACAUUUCUUUUCUAUUCGAACCUCCCCAACAUCCCCCGACUUAUGUAGCAUUAAAAAUGUUGUGUUAACAAUGCAAUAGAGUGGAAUUGAUAUGUAUAUUUGGAGAUAUCUCAUCGCGUAGAAAGCUGGGCCUCUUUUGUCACUUUGUCUCAGUUUCUUGUAAAUAGUAAGUUAUUUUAUGUUAAAGGAAAUCCCGAAUCGUAAACUAUAUUAAUUAUUUAAAAAAAAAACGUUUUCGUCGCGCCACGUCGUAUUACGCUGUACUACGUUCCACCAGCCUGAUACCUCAUCGUAUUACGAUGCACUGCGCUUUAAAAAAACCGAAAUGCAUAUUUUUAUAAUUAUAUAAUUCGUUAAAAGAGAGAACAAGAAAAGGUACUGAAAACAUUGAACGAUGAUUCAAUAGUAAUUUGUAUAUUUGUAGAUACUUUCGAGUAAAAAGGAAAGCUU